AGAAAGAAACAGAAACAAACGCAGAAAACACGCACACAAACACACAGCUCGAUAAGGCAAAUAAUAAAACCAAGAAAAUACCAGCGCUCACAGCACAGUAUCUCUUCAUUUCUUCUCAGAUCGGACCAAAAUUUCUGUGAUGGGAAUUGAAGUUACUGAUAUAUGCAUGGACAAGGAACGAGAUUGUGUCAUAGUUUAUUCAAAUGGUGUCUCCCAUGAUUCAGAUCAUGAAACUCAUCCUAAUCGUCAUGAUAUUCUAGAGUCAUAUGAGCCUAUCAAUGGGGUUACUGAGCUUCAGAGCUCAGAUGAAAGUCCUGAAGCAAAAGAAUAUGAAGUGAAGGAAUGCACAACUGAAAUCCCUGUUGAGACCACUGAAGUUCCCCGUGCUGACAAAAGUAAGGAGGACCCAAAUUUAGUAAGCUCAAAAUUUGAGGCUGGCUUGCAAGAGGAGAAGGUCAAAUCAGAAAAAGAGAAAAAGGAUGUUGACAAGUCUCGAACAAGUGUGCAGCUAGUGUCAAAAGCUGCUCCUUCUGGAGUUGUUAGAACAAAACACACUGUUCCUCAACCAUUUGCUCUAGCAACUGAAAAGCGUGCUUCAUCAGGAAAUCGUCCUACUGGACCGGGUCUUGAUGCCACUGCUGGUGUGAAUAAAUCAUCUAGUGCAAACAAUGUGCUCCAUCCAAACACCACAAAGCAGAAUCAGCUGCAGCCACUUGGAGUAUCAAGAAGGCCUUUGCAACCCACUAACAAGAAGCAUCCUGAUGAGGAGGAUGCUUGUUCUGUCACUUCCAUAACUACAGCGUCUGCUCGUAAGUCCAGGGCAACUGUUGCAUCAGCUCCAGUAUUUAGAUGCAGUGAACGUGCUGAGAAACGGAAGGAGUUUUACUCAAAGUUAGAGGAGAAACAUCAAGCACUGGAGGCUGAGAAAACCCAAAGUGAAGCAAGGACCAAGGAAGAGAAGGAGGCGGCUAUCAAGCAACUGAGGAAAAGCUUGUUGUUUAAGGCUAAUCCAAUGCCAAGUUUCUACCAUGAGGGACCACCACCUAAGAUUGAACUGAAAAAGCUUCCACCAACUCGUGCAAGAUCUCCAAAGCUGGGCAGAAGGAAGAGCUGCAGUGAUACAGUAGAUCCAUCUCUGGCGGAGAGGGUCAAAGGAGCUUGUGGUCAGGGAAUUCGUCAGAGCCUGGGUGUUUGCAAAGAAGAAACCAACACCACUAUUUCUACCAACAAAAAGGAUCAUCACAGCAUCGUCAAUGGUCAUGCUAUUUGCAAAGUUGAAGAUGAGCAUGACCAAGUGGAGGAGGUACUCAACUCCUUUCUACCAGAGGUAAAUGAACAGAGUAAUGCAGGCAUUGUCGUUCAUUAUUAACUUAUUGUGUUGAGUUCUUAAUUUAUAAGAGUCAAAAGGGUCUGGAUUCCCUUUGCUUUUUGUGACUUAUGUGAAGAAUGUGCGUCUUGUUCCCUUUAACAUGCAAGGACAUGUUGCUGUGUUUGAGUAAUGUAUGAACUGUAAAUUUUCUGUAAGUUAUAAUAUCUAUAUAAAGAAUCCCCAUUUUUCUGUAA
Messenger RNA from Jatropha curcas, 1563 nucleotides. RefSeq names its product protein WVD2-like 3. The record is from RefSeq and is a predicted model, not a curated record. Gene Ontology annotation, molecular function: microtubule binding. NCBI's taxonomy places the organism in Eukaryota, Viridiplantae, Streptophyta, Magnoliopsida, Malpighiales, Euphorbiaceae. Gene Ontology annotation, biological process: microtubule cytoskeleton organization.